Leptidea sinapis is the source of this 868-nucleotide messenger RNA. Its product is annotated as trypsin-7-like. Lineage: Eukaryota; Metazoa; Arthropoda; Insecta; Lepidoptera; Pieridae. Gene Ontology annotation, molecular function: serine-type endopeptidase activity. Gene Ontology annotation, biological process: proteolysis. The coding region runs from base 43 to 810 and encodes 255 amino acids. The transcript has 6 exons. The record is from RefSeq and is a predicted model, not a curated record.
UAUAAAAGAGCUGAAAUUAUCCGGAAACUUCGCCAGACAAAAAUGAAGCGUGAACUAUUCGUCGCAAUACUUGCGUUGAUUCAUCUCCAAGGAUAUGCCAAAGGUACUCAGCCCAAUGAGUCUUUUGAAAUUGAUGAUAAAAUUUUCGGGGGUUACGAAACCACUAUCGAGGCAUUUCCCUAUCAAGCACUUGUGUUGGCUAAAAGAGGUCGAAGAUUGUCACUUUGUGGAGGCUCAAUAAUAAGCGAAGAACAUAUUCUUACCACUGCAUAUUGUGUCUCAGGGAAAGAUGUUUUCGUGGAUACUGGUAAUACAGUCGUACCGGCAAAUAUUCAGACCGCACAGUUAGAACCAGGAACAUAUCAGAUAAGUCCAAAUCAUGGAAUUGCCAUAAUAAAGUUGAAAAGCAAAAUGAAGCUUGACGGGAAAAUUAGGAAGGCCGUUGAACUUAUAGAAUCUGGUGCAGAUAUUCCAGCUGGUACUAAUAUAACUGUUAGUGGAUGGGGUCGUACUGUUCAAGAUGGACAAUUAAGUAGCAACUUACGGGCUGUGACAACGACAUUGCAAUCGGAUGAGAGAUGUAAACGAAUUUUUCCCCACUACACGCCAAAAAUGAUAUGUGGAGAAAGAUCUGAAGGAGCCUAUAAUGCUUGCCAAGGUGACUUUGGAUCUCCUGUCGUCAUUACCAAAUCUAAGAAACAAAUAGGUACUGCAUUGUAUAGUGCCACUGACGCCUGUGCAUCUGUUGUUUAUGCAAAAAUAGCAAAUGGAGAGAUCAGAAACUGGAUAAAAUCUGUUACAGGUGUUUAGAACAUCAACACUUGAUAUUCUUAAAUACAAUUUCAUUUCAAUAAAUUGUUAUAAAACA